AUGGCCUCCUUCUUCCGCAGUGAGGAGAUGCAGCUGUCGCAGGUUUUCCUGCACACAGAUAUCGCAUAUAUGUGCAUAUCUGAGCUUGGAGAAUUAGGGCUAGUCCAAUUUCGGGAUACUGCGGCUGGAACUAGCGCGUUUCAGCGGAAAUUUGUCAAUGAAGUUAGAAGGUGUGAUGAGAUGGAGAGGAAACUUAGAUUUUUAGAAAAGGAGAUCGAAAAGGAUAGUUUUCCUAUCCUAGACACGGGAGAAAAUCCAGAGGCCCCCGCGCCACGCGAGAUAAUAGAUCUAGAGGGCAUAUUUGAGAAAUUGGAAAACGAACUGAAGGAAGUGAAUUCCAGUGUUGAAGAACUAACAAAGGCUCACUUGAAGCUAUGUGAAUUAAAACAGAUUUUGCGAAAAACGCAAGGUUUUUUCGAAGAGGCUCUGCAUGACCCAGCUCUGGCGGAAGAAAACGUCGGCCUUCUUGGGGGCGAAGGAAUACCUGCUGCAGGAUUACGGCUAGGCUCAUUGGCCGGUGUCAUUCCACGUGAUCGUUUACCUGCUUUCGAACGUAUGCUGUGGAGGGCCUGUCGAGGCAACGUAUUUCUCAAACAGGCAGAAAUAGACGAACCACUUGAAGAUCCGACAACGGGUACAAAAGUUAACAAGUCCGUGUUCUUGGUGUUUUUCCAAGGGGAUCAGUUGCGCACACGCGUGAAGAAGAUUUGUGAGGGAUUCCACGCCAGUAUUUCUCCUUGCCCGGAUUCGCAAGCCGACAGGCGUAAUAUGGCGAUCGAAGUGAUGGGAAAGAUUGAAGACUUGGAAACCGUGCUUGCUCAGACUAAGGAACAUCGUCAGCGCAUAUUGGAGACUGCGGCCAAAAAUAUUCGUGUGUGGUUCAUCAAAGUUCGCAAAAUCAAAGCGAUCUACCAUACGUUGAACUUGUUUAAUCUGGAUGUUACCACUAAAUGUAUGGUUGGAGAGUGCUGGUGCGCGGUCAACGAUGUGGAUAAAAUUCAUCUGGCUUUGCGUCGUGGUAUGGAACGCAGUAACAGCACAUUGCAACCUAUUCUUAAUGGUCUGGUAACGCGUGAAAGCCCACCCACCUACCACCGUACAAACAAAUUCACAGCAGCAUUUCAAAAUAUCAUUGAUGCCUAUGGCGUUGCUCGUUAUCGGGAAGUCAAUCCGGCAAUCUUUACGGUGAUUACCUUCCCGUUCCUGUUUGCUGUCAUGUUUGGUGAUGCAGGACAUGGUUUGCUCAUGUUCCUAUUCGCCUUGUGGAUGGUGGUCUGCGAACGAAGUUUAAUGGCGAAAAAGUCCACAAAUGAAGUUUGGCAAAUGUUCUUUUCCGGCCGUUACAUUCUCCUGCUUAUGGGCAUCUUCUCAAUCUACACAGGCCUUAUAUACAACGACGUUUUCUCGCGUUCGCUCAACAUAUUUGGUUCAUCUUGGUAUCCCACAUAUGACCAGGCCACCUUGACCAAGCAUGACUUCUUGCAGUUGAACCCGCUCACCGUCAACCAAACGACAGACCGUAUGUUCGCCGGUUACCCAUACCCUUUCGGUCUGGAUCCCGUUUGGCAGUUGGCAACAAACAAAAUCAUGCUGACCAAUUCAAUCAAGAUGAAGAUGUCCAUCAUUCUUGGGGUUCUACACAUGUUGAUGGGUAUAUUUUUGGGCGCUUUUAAUUAUCGUUUCUUCAAUGAACCACUCAGCAUUUGGUGCGAGCUGGUGCCCCAAGUACUGUUUAUCUCCUCCAUCUUCUUCUACUUGAUUGUGUUGAUAUUCUACAAGUGGAUCGGCUUUUCGGCCGAACAGUCAGCCGUUGCUCCGAGCCUCCUAAUUAACCUGAUCAAUAUGGUUCGAUUCAGCUACAGCAACGACGGUCCACCGGCAACACAUACCUUCUAUUCUGGACAGCAAACAAUCCAAACCAUUCUGAUGGUUAUCGCGAUAAUCAGCGUACCGUGGAUGCUCCUGACUAAGCCGUUGAUUCUUUUGAUGCGCCAUCGAGCUAUUGUCAAGCGCGCUGCUCGUUCUGCUGCUGCCGCCGAUGUUUGUGAUAUCGCCUAUGUGGAUGUCGGAGGAUUGUCCAACGCGGGUAUGAUGGAAGAGCCUCUGAUCGCUGACGGCGAUAGUGGAGCUGGUUAUCACGACACUACCCCACUUCACACCUCUUCUAGUAGACUGUCUAAAGCCUCCACCACAACACAGACAAGUACUUCAAGUUUGGCUAGUCAAACAGAAAAAGGUCGUGGUGGGAACCCUCUAACCACAACAGACAAUGUCUCUUCUGAAAAGAUCAUCCUCAAUGAUGGUCUUCAGUUGGGAGCCCAUGGUGAUUCCCCCGAGUUGACUGAGGAGCCUUUCGACUUUGGCGAUACCAUGAUCUACCAGUCGAUCCACACAAUUGAAUACUGUCUCGGAUGUAUCUCCAAUACGGCGUCCUAUUUGCGUCUUUGGGCCUUGAGUUUGGCACAUGCCCGUGAGUUGUGUCGUAUCGUUGUCAUUUGGCAGGAACCGUUCGACUUUGGCGAUACCAUGAUCUACCAGUCGAUCCACACAAUUGAAUACUGUCUCGGAUGUAUCUCCAAUACGGCGUCCUAUUUGCGUCUUUGGGCCUUGAGUUUGGCACAUGCCCGUGAGUUGUGUCGUAUCGUUGUCAUGUUAUUACAGUUGGCAGGAACCGUGUACAUUCACAAAUAUGACAAGUAUACUUUUAAUUCCCCCCCCCCACACGUUCUCACAGAGCUCUCUGAAGUCUUGUGGACCAUGGUCUUUCACAUCGGGUUGAGUAUCAAUGGCUACUACGGCGGUGUCGUCCUCGUUAUAAUCUUCUUUUUCUGGGCUGUUCUGACGGUUGGUAUUCUCCUGCUGAUGGAAGGUUUAUCCGCCUUCUUGCAUACACUUCGUCUUCACUGGGUCGAGUUCCAGAACAAAUUUUACAAAGGCGAUGGCUACCUGUUCGCUCCGUUCUCGUUCCGUCAAUGUGUCAGUGGGAAGUUGGAUUCCUAACUGCUACCUCCGUUGCUUGCUUGCUUUCAAUUUUAUGAGUGUUGUGACAGCGCUUUCCUCAUCAUUCCGCCGUACCUCCCAUUUCUGGUUACUGUUGUGAUUCCGUUCCUUAUUGUGCUGGAUCACCUCACCCCGCUACUUCGCUAUUAUCCUUGCGACCUGAUUGAUUAUUUGUGUUGUCGACUGGUGUCGUCUCUUGUGAACUCUCACCAUCCUAUUGCUAAACUAGCAUAAUACAACUCAUUUCACUGCCAUUGAAUUCCA
Opisthorchis viverrini is the source of this 3264-nucleotide messenger RNA. RefSeq lists its product as hypothetical. Gene Ontology annotation, cellular component: vacuolar proton-transporting V-type ATPase, V0 domain; plasma membrane; vacuolar proton-transporting V-type ATPase complex. The coding region runs from base 1 to 3000 and encodes 999 amino acids. The record is from RefSeq and is a predicted model, not a curated record. Lineage: Eukaryota; Metazoa; Platyhelminthes; Trematoda; Opisthorchiida; Opisthorchiidae. Gene Ontology annotation, biological process: vacuolar acidification; proton transmembrane transport. The transcript has 18 exons. Gene Ontology annotation, molecular function: ATPase binding; proton-transporting ATPase activity, rotational mechanism.